CAUUCACUAAUACAAAUUUUUUCCAACAACAUCAGCUGCCAUAACAACAAAACAAUACUUAAAUACUUGUGCAUAGAAUGAAACCUGCACUGCGCUUACCCGCACACAUACAUACAUAUAAAAACACAUACAUAAACGAUUUUAUAUACAUAUAUUUUUAUCGACAUUCAUACCUACACUUACUACCGCUAAAUCCCUCAAAGAAAAACUAAUAAAAAUAAAUUAUUAUUAUGAUAAAAUAUUACGGAGAAAGAAAAAAACGCUACAACAAAUCAGAGAAAUAGUGCAAAAAAUUAUUAAUAAACGGAAGUUGUGCAUUUUAUUAAUCAAGCUGUGACAAACAAUCACAACAACAAUAACAAGAAUAAUAGUAACAAAAGUAGUAAGAACAACAAGAACAUCAACAGCGACUGCAAACAGAAGUGACUUAUUUUCUUUUUAUUAGCACACAUGGGCAAAUUAUUAUUAUAAUUUUUUUAUUUUUUUUUUUUAUUAUUAUUGUUUUUCGCUUCUGAUAUUUCCAUCUACGAGAUUUAACAGAGAUUCUGCUUGUUUGUUUACGUGUAUACGCGUGUUCAUGUCAAUGCUUUGUAAUUUUCGUUGUUGUUAUUUAUUAAUGAAAAAAAAAAAAAAGAUAAAAAUAAAAAUUAUAUGAUGCCGAUGGCAAGAUCAUAAUCAUUUACUUUGUAAUAAUGUUUGAAAUUCGCCAAAAAUUGGCGCAAAUCCGCCAAAAAAAAAAAAAUACGUAAAUAAUACCAAUAAUAAGAAAUCAAUCUUAUAAGAAGUGAAUUAAAACAGAAAUAAAAUGUUAAUCAUUUAAAUUCCAAUGAACGAAAAAUAAGAAAGUUAAACUACAAAUACUUACUUACAUGUAUAAAGAGACUGUAAAUGUUGACGAAGUAAUCUGUGAAAUAUUAAUAAUUAAAAAUGGAGUAAAUUUGUAUGAGGGCGAACACAACACUAGCAUAUAUGCAGACUAUCUUGAAGUUUUCAUAGCUGUAAAAGGCUAUUUUGGCAUUUGUUGUUGCUUUUUUCAUUUUGGUUGAAAUAAACAAGAAGCAAGAUUUUUGGCAAAUUCCGUCCACUUUUAAUUUAAAGGCAAACACAUAACAUUUAUAUGUUCACACAAUUGAAAGGCUAUAGAAAAUUUUUGGCAGAUAUUUAUGCAGCAAGCGAGAGAACAAAAGGAUAGUGAUACCAAAACAACAUGUAUUCCUUAAGUAGCCAAAAAAAGAGGGAAAUAAUUAAAUAAAAAUUAAAAUAUUAACUUAACCAAAAAAGAAGUAGAAGAAGAAAAAAGGAAACCGAAAAAGAACUGAAAACAUUAAGAGAAGUUCAUUCAGUUUGAGAAAAACUGAAUAAGACCAAUAUUAUAUUUAUAAACAGACAGUAGGCCAAUGACUGAAUCAACACAAUUACAAACAACCGAAAAUAAUAACACAGGCAUUGUUAAAAUGGAACCAUUACCGCCUGCUGUUUCAGCGUCUACUGCCAGUGUUACAAAUCCAGCAACAUCACCGUCGCCCAUCUCCACAGCUAUGGAGCAACAGACACAACAACAGCAACAGCAGCAGCAACAGGAACAAUCAGCUCUACAACAUCAACAUCAAGCGCAACAAAUACAACAUCACUUAAAACAACAACAACAACAACAACAUCAACAACAACAACAGCCACAACAAUAUGCUUUAAAAUGGAAUGAUUAUCAAACCUCGAUGCUGACUUCAUUUCGCCAUUUACGUGAUGAAGAAGAUUUCGUUGAUGUCACUUUGGCCUGCGAUCAGAGAUCUUUUACCGCACACAAAGUAGUGUUAAGCGCCUGCAGUCCGUACUUUCGUAAAUUACUGAAAGCGAAUCCAUGCGAACAUCCAAUUGUUAUAUUGCGUGACGUACCCGCUGACGAUGUUGAGAAUUUGUUAAGUUUUAUGUAUAAUGGUGAAGUAAAUAUCGGACAUGAGCAUUUACCCGAAUUCCUUAAAACGGCGCAUUUACUGCAAAUACGUGGUUUAGCCGAUGUAAAAAAUACAAAUAAUACAUUUUCCAUGCCCCUUAGUACAAGCACGAAGCCCUUAAGCAAUGUUGUAAAUAACAAAGGCAGUAAUAGCGGCCAUAACAACAAUGUGAACAACAACACCAACGUCAGUUGUAGUAUGAUAGGCAGUAGCGGUAGCAACAAAUUAAAUUUUCUAGCAGCUGCCACACAAGUUCUUAAUAAUUCCAGUUCCUCACCAUUUAAUGCGCCCACGCUGAAUUCGGCGUUACCGGGGAAUAGUUUAGCGAUUAAUAACAGUAGCAAUAGCAGCAACGGUAUUAACAACUUUAACAAUAACAAUAAUAACAACAACAAUAAUAAUAAUAAUAAUAAUAAUAACAGCAAUAUUAGUAACAACAAUAAUAAUAAUAAUAACAGCUGUAGUAGUAAUAGCGGUAAAUCGACAGCAACAACAACAACAACAGCAACACCUGCCAUACAGGAAUUGAAGGCAUCCUCAGCGUCACCAGUAAGAAAAACCAAUAACACUAAAGCCAAUCAUUGGGAUCUAACGGAUAAUGAAAGCAACCGCAAUAAUCACUUGACACCUCCGCCUCAGAAAAGGAUUAAAAGUGCCGAUCUAUUUAGGGCACAACAUGGCAUCAGUCCUGAACGUUUGCUUAUAGAACGUGAGUUUCCGGUAGCCGGACAACAUCCUCUCACACGUACGCGCAGUCGUGAAACGUCGCGUGAUCGUGAACGUGAAAUGCGUGAAUCACUUUUGGGACAAGCUUUAGAAAACAGCAAUGGAUUACAGAAACUUCACGGUGAUCUUAGUUCGUUGCAUGCGCAAAGUGCUGGCGAAGAUUCCAAUAGCAGUGAUACCGAGCCAUCAGAUCGGGGUGAUGGUCCGCAUGAUGGCACCACAAUGGACUCCCUAGACAAUCAACGUUCACAUACAUUUCCCAGCGCUUUUCUUGGCCUACAAGGUAUAUCCGGCCUAUUGCCCGGUCCAUCCGGUAUGGCAGCCAACGAUUUCGUUACUCGGCGCACUUUAGAAAUGCGCGUAAGAGCUACCGACCCACGUCCAUGCCCUAAGUGCGGCAAAAUUUAUCGUUCGGCUCAUACUUUACGCACUCAUUUAGAGGAUAAGCAUACCGUAUGCCCAGGCUAUCGUUGCGUAUUGUGUGGCACUGUAGCGAAAUCACGUAAUUCCUUGCAUUCGCAUAUGUCACGACAACAUCGCGGUAUUUCCACCAAAGAUUUACCCGUACUACCUAUGCCGAGUGCUUUCGAUCCGGAAUUGGCUUCGCGUUUAUUGGCCAAGGCUGGUGUAAAAAUAUCACCCGCUGAGUUAAGAGCCAGAGCUUCACCCACUAACUCGAGUCCUAGUCAAGGAGGCGGCAACGGUGGCGGCGUUAAUCAAAAUAAAAUGGAUCUCAGUCUAUCAGGCGGUAUGAAGGAUGAAGUUGAUGGUUCGGACGAUGAUCCUGAAGACUUAACGACAAGCAAUAGUGGCGGUGGUUAUGGCCACUUAACCGGUACAAAUGGCGGUAGUAAUGCGGAUUUAACUCGCUAUCAUGAAAAUCUAUUAAAUAAUUUUGGUCAUGCAAAUAGUAGCUUAUCUCGUAUCAAAAAUGAAGCAGUUCCCGCUGCAACUGGAAAUCAAAUAUCAACCAGCACUGCUCCUGGACAAUCGUUAUUCGAUACAUAUCUACAAUUUAUAACGGAAAAUCCAUUCGCGAUGGGUAUGUCUCAAGAGCAUGCUGCUGCUGCCGCUUUGCAUGCUAAAAUGGCUCAGUUAAAUGCUAUGAACCAUAGCUUGGAGAAGUUACCAACUGGAUUAUUCCCGCCACAAUUCGAUCUCUCGAAAUUGGCUAGCACAGCGGCUGGAGCGGCUUUUAAUGCGGCAGCUGCAGUUAAUAGUAGUGGACUGACUAUAGAACCGAUUUUGAGGCGCGAACAAUCUUCAGGUCGCUUACAACACUCACUAGAAAAUGGUUCCAAUAUGUUAAUAAAUGCAACAAAUAGCAAUAAUAAUGGCGCAAAUAACGCUAAAGGCGUAGGAGAUAUGCGAAGAGACACAAGCGAACAUAUGGACUUGGGUUUAGAUAAUAUUAAUCAAUCGACCAGCAACCAAAAUACACAGGAUAAUAACGGAUCGGAUAAUGAAGAUAAUUAUUCAGAUGAAGAAACUCAAGAACAUAAUAAUUAAAAUUAAGAAAUUUUGAAGAUAUGCAUUUUGUACUUAAUGAAGUGAAAGAAAAAAAAAAAUUAUAAUAACUUGAAGCCUUUGCAAUGUAUACCAGUUUAAGUAAAAAAAAAAAAAAAAAAACAACAAACCCUUUUAUGAUAUUCUUACUUCUUAUUGUUAAAAAUAAUAUAUUUAUUGUAUAUAGUAUACGAUUUAUAAUGCUUGCAAUGGAACGCAUAUACUCGGGAUUUAUUGAAAAAUAUUUCCUUGUUUUAUUGUGACUACAAAUAACAAAAACAAAAAAAAUAAAAAAUAAAAG
Molecule: messenger RNA, 4485 nt
Organism: Glossina fuscipes
Lineage: Eukaryota; Metazoa; Arthropoda; Insecta; Diptera; Glossinidae
Gene: ab
Product: protein abrupt
Exons: 9
Coding region: 1398-4187 (929 amino acids)
Biological process (GO): regulation of transcription by RNA polymerase II
Cellular component (GO): nucleus
Molecular function (GO): protein binding
Source: RefSeq, a predicted model, not a curated record